Messenger RNA from Oncorhynchus mykiss (rainbow trout), 3224 nucleotides. Its product is annotated as solute carrier family 15 member 2. The record is from RefSeq and is a predicted model, not a curated record. Lineage: Eukaryota; Metazoa; Chordata; Actinopteri; Salmoniformes; Salmonidae. Gene Ontology annotation, molecular function: oligopeptide transmembrane transporter activity; aspartic-type endopeptidase activity. Gene Ontology annotation, biological process: transmembrane transport; proteolysis; oligopeptide transport. Gene Ontology annotation, cellular component: membrane.
AGUCUGGUUCACAGGCGGGUUCCCAUACUCAACUGCUCUCUGUAAAGUAAGAUCCACUAUUCAAUUGACUUCGUGACAGGAUCAGAUCUGCACUGAAAAGUCCUUGAAGAUUAAGUAAAAAAUUCAUGGAUCUGGAGUGGAAUAUUAACUAACGGGUUAAACAUAUGUUAUAAGAAAGCUGCGUUUCCAUUGCUGCGCUCACAGUCACAGACAGACAAGAGAGGGACGGACUUGGACGCACGUCAAGAAGUUCACCGACCGAUGCGACGCUAGUGCCAAAAACACUUCAGAAAAUACACGAGAAAUGGGGAAACGAAAGGAGCUCAAAUUGGAAAUUCAUGAAAGUGGAAAGACAAUCAAAUCACAGAAACUAUGUGGAACCAACUACCCUGUCUGCAUCUCCUUCAUUGUGGUGAAUGAGUUCUGUGAACGCUUCUCCUACUAUGGCAUGAAAGCGGUGCUGACGCUGUACUUCAUCAAUUACCUGCAUUGGAACCAGAACCUGUCCACAGCAGUGUACCAUGCCUUCUCCAGCCUCUGUUACUUCACCCCUAUUCUGGGGGCCCUCAUUGCUGACUCCUGGCUGGGCAAGUUCAAGACCAUUGUUUACCUCUCUGUUUUCUAUGUGCUCGGUCAUGUCGUCAAGUCGGUUGGGGCCAUACCGAGUGUGGGGGACUCGACCAUACACAUAGCAUUGUCUAUGGUGGGGCUGAUCCUUAUAGCCUUUGGUACAGGAGGCAUCAAACCCUGUGUAGCAGCGUUCGGAGGUGAUCAGUUUGAUGAAGAACAUACGAACGAAAGGAGGAAAUUCUUCUCAAUUUUCUAUAUGUCCAUCAACGCUGGGAGUGUCUUAUCGACAGUCAUCACUCCAAUACUGCGAGGAAAUGUGCAGUGUUUUGGCGGUGACUGCUACGCUCUUGCUUUCGGAGUACCAGCCAUUUUGAUGGUCAUUGCUCUAGUCGUGUUCAUCUCUGGAAGUGGGAUGUAUAAGAAGAGUCCACCUGAGGGGAACGUCUUAUUGGAUGUGUGUCGGUGCCUGGGGUUGGCCAUCAAGAACCGGUGGAUGAGUUCUAAGUAUGACUCUAAGAGGAAACACUGGCUGGACUGGGCAGAGGAGAAGUAUCCGAAACGUCUGAUCCAUGAGAUUAAGAUGGUCCUGAGGGUUCUGGUGCUCUUCAUCCCUCUGCCCAUGUUCUGGGCUCUGUUUGACCAGCAGGGAUCCCGCUGGACUCUCCAGGCCACCCGGAUGAACAUGGCCUUUGGAUCAGCAUUCGUUCUGAAGCCUGAUCAAAUGCAGAUGCUAAACGCUCUGCUCAUCCUCAUGUUUGUGCCUAUCUUUGACGUGGUUGUCUACCCACUCAUAGGCCUGUGCAGGAUCAAUCUCACGCCGCUGAAGAAGAUGGCUGUUGGUAUGAUCUUUGCAGCGCUGGCCUUCGGUGCUGCCACCUUGGUGGAGGUCAACGUCAUGAAAACAGUGGUGGAGCCUGCACCUCGUGGACAGUGUCUGCUACAGGUCUACAACCUGGCUGACAGUGACGUCAAACUAAGCAUCCCUGGGAGUAACCUAUUCUCACAACCCAUCAAAUCCUAUGAGGAUCCUCAAGCAUAUCAGCAUCUUGAACUGGGGGGACACAACAAGACCAUCACUGUGGGGAUCAAUCACAAUGGACACUUUCAUGAGUGUAGAGAGACUUUCACAGAGCAGAAAGCCUACAGUCUCGUCCUGCACAGCAAAACCUCGGGAAUAGUGUGUCAACUAGCGACAGACAACAUACUUAAAAGUGAAAAAAUGGAAGCAUACCUGAGGUUCAUAAACACGCGGAGUGAGGCUGUGAACGUAACGAUGGCUGGUGUGGACUUUUACAUACCCGCUGACUAUGGCAUAUCUCCCAAUAAGAGUGUGGAAAGAAAGGAGUAUACAAGCGUGAGGUGUACAUCAGGCUCACAGGAUUUCUCCAUCAACCUGGGCCUGCUCGACUCUGGGGCUUCAUACACAGUCAUCCUCAAAGGGGGCUCUGGAGACAUCAUUCCCCAGAAGAUGGAGGAUGUGAAGGCCAACAAUGUUCACAUAGCCUGGCAGAUCCCCCAGUAUGCCCUGAUGACAGCAGGAGAAGUCAUGUUCUCCAUCCCAGGCAUCGAGUUCUCCUAUUCACAGGCCCCAGCCAACAUGAAGUCACUGCUGCAGGCCGGCUGGCUGCUGACUGUAGCCUUUGGCAAUGUCAUUGUGCUAAUCGUAGCAGAGGGGGCAGGUCUGGAUCAGUGGAUGGAAUUCCUGCUGUUCGCUGGCCUCCUGGUGGCAGUCUGCAUCAUCUUCUCCAUCAUGGCUUACUUCUACACCUACGUAGACCCAGGCGAGCUAGACAAGCUGUUCCCAGACAAGACAGUCAAUGAGGAUGAAGAUGACCUGAAGAAGGACCAGACAGACGACACUAUGUACUUGAACUCAAUAGAGAAGAGCACCAAUAUGUAGUCUGGUGACUGAAUUCAGAGUGUUUCCCUCUCAGGAGAUUUGUAAGCCCCCAGUGUGGAAUCUUUUUUGUUUUAUACAUUUGUAAAUCGAAGCAAAGUAUUAAGAUAUGGUGAUUGAGUGUAUUUUACUUGCUGAACCUUACUGAAUGUUGUUAGUUAUUGUCACACCCUGUCUGUGUGAUCUUACAGUAUGGACUAACCACAGUCAGCACUCCAACUGAGACACUUCUCAAAAUCUGGAGGUCAAACCAGGACCGGUGGUAACAAAACACAUUGUUCAAACGCUGUAUUUUAUUUUUGUGAAUUUCUAAAAUGUUACUGAACAUAGUAGAAUGAUCUGAAGUCCCCUGUUUACAAUGAUGUUCAAAGAUGAAAACAACAGACUCUUGUAGUUGAUAAACAAAACAAUUACAGAACAUUGUGAAAAGGGUCCUUCUUUAGCAGGCAUGAAACUUAAGGAUUUUGGUUACUAGUAGAGCAAUUUUUAACUAGUAGAACCAUUUUUACUAGUGGCCUAGAUUCAUUUCCAUCCCUGCUCUUUAGACUGUCUACCUGAGACAAAUACUGGAGUAGACUUAACUCCAGUAAUACCUGACUAAAAGAGCCUCAUUCAAAUGACAAAACUAUGAGUCAAGGAAAAAUGUCUAGUGUGUCCUAAUCAUUUGAUAGAUUGACCUUCAUAAAACGUUCCACUCCUGGGAACCAUUUUACUCGAAUUUUACUCUUGUAGUACGUAAAUAAAAAUGUGUAAAUUU